Molecule: messenger RNA, 1212 nt
Organism: Pyrenophora tritici-repentis Pt-1C-BFP
Lineage: Eukaryota; Fungi; Ascomycota; Dothideomycetes; Pleosporales; Pleosporaceae
Biological process (GO): lipid metabolic process
Molecular function (GO): hydrolase activity, acting on ester bonds
Source: RefSeq, a predicted model, not a curated record
AUGAGCAACGACGACUCUUGGGUUUCUCAAGGUCGAACACAGGAGUUUCACUUCCAGGCUUGCACGGGUACUCGGUGGCGUCAAAUUGACGCCGAGCCGAAUCUGGGCCACAUCCAACUGAACGACAUUCCGGAAGAUAUCGACAUGAUCUUGCUCCAAGUUGGAGCUAACAACGUAAACUUUGCGAACCUCGCAGCUGCCUGCAUCUUUGCGCCGGAAGGAGCAGAUUGGGGCCCAGAGUACCCAGACCAGGCCGGCAAGUGCGCCAAGGAGAUCGAGAAUACUGCUACAUAUAUUCAUGGCGGGUGGAAGGAUCAGAAGAACCCUAACUUUAGGCUGUUCUUUUCUGGCUAUUUCCGCUUCUUCUAUGAUGAAGGUGGUGCGGGUGAUUGGUGCGACGACGUCAGCUUUGCCAUGCGUAGGAGUGAUCGUCCGAGGUUGAGCCUCGCCCUGAGGAAGAAGAUCAAUGAACUCAUUGUAUCUCUCAAUUCUGCCAUAGAGGCUGGCAUACAGGGUAGCUUCCAUGCGGAGCGCGCAACCUUCAUCGAUAUCGAUGAGCACCUUGACGAGCAACGCUUUUGUCAACCUGGUCAUGUCCUCCGUGAUCAGUUCUUCGGCGACAAGGUCUUUCUCUGGAACAUGUCUCCGGAAGGUAUAAUUUGGGACAGUGGAUCGGGCAAUGUUGUCAUUCGUGAGCCAACGGAAGCCGAGGUUGACCAUUGGCUCGAGCACGGCAACUUCACCAACGAUCCGCAUGAGAUCCCCUGGGACAUGGCCGUGGCAGUUAAUUUCAUUCGUCAAGGAAAGGAUGCCUACACUGAGAGCGAUCCGAGCAACAUCCAAUGGCUGGACAAGAUCGGCCCGGCCACUCUCGAUGCCGAUGCACACCCAGUUAUCGUGCCAUCAUUGCCGCAAGAGACGCCCAAGCACUCUAUCCUGAUUAUCUUAUUCAGCCUACCGGGUCUUCGAUGGUGGAGGCUUUUCCAAGGCCCGCAGGGUAUUGCUAUCUCUGCUGUUUGCAACCCCAUCGAUAGUCGCUUCAAGAUCCUCCACGAAAAGGUCACGUGGGAUAUGUUCCAGAACUCGGCUAAUCCCGACUCUCCACCUGUGACGGUUAUGAGGAGAAGCAGAUCACGUGUUGGUGGUCUGGUGCUGCUUCCUCACUUUAUUGAGCACCUCUUACUUCAGCUGGAUCAUAGAUACGUCAUGUAA